Messenger RNA from Ambispora leptoticha, 671 nucleotides. Lineage: Eukaryota; Fungi; Glomeromycota; Glomeromycetes; Archaeosporales; Ambisporaceae. The record is from the annotation of a GenBank genome assembly.
AUGUCGAAUAAUUUUAAAGAAAUUUUAUUAUCAGAUGUAGAAAUAAUAGAUAAUGGCAAUAGCAACUAUUUAAACGGAAACAUAGUAAAUUAUCAACAAAUACUAAAAGUCAAUAAAUCGUUAAAAGCAAAGAAUAAAAAAACUGCUUCUUUUAAAGAAAUUUUUGAAAUUAAAAAAGGAUUGGCAAAAUAUACCAAUGAUUUUGUUCAAAAAAAUCGCGGUGAAUAUCCACUUUAUUCUUCUCAAACAAUUAAUGAAGAAAAUUUAAAAAAAUAUGCUGUUGGAGGUGGAAAGAACAGGCGCAUUACAAUAGACAUAAUUAAAAACGUUAAAGUUAAAGUCCCUAUUACUUUGCAAGGAGAAUUUGAUUUGCAGAAACAGAGAGAAAUUGCUGAAAAAGACAAACAGAUUAGAGAAUUAAAAAAUAAAGUAAAGUUGUAUAAACAAAAAAUUGAUGAGUUAGUAAUAGAAAAAUCACCUGAUAAUUUUGAUAGUAAUUUUAAGGAGAUCGCAAUAGAUGAAGUUUUUGAUUUAAAAACUAGAGCGAAUAACAGUAAAUUUACUAAGAGUUUUAUAGAAAAGCAUAAAGGAGAUAUCCCAGUUUAUGGUGCUUCAGGAGAUGAGAACAUCGUUGGUUACGGAUAUGUUCAAGACAAUUUGCCUAGCAUUAA